This is a messenger RNA of Parnassius mnemosyne (clouded apollo), 594 nucleotides long. The record is from the annotation of a GenBank genome assembly. Lineage: Eukaryota; Metazoa; Arthropoda; Insecta; Lepidoptera; Papilionidae.
AUGUUUCGGGAGAUCGCCGUACUCUUAGCCGUUGCUACUGUCAGCUUCGGGUCUCUUUUGGACGGCGAUUUAGACAUAGCAGACGGUGUUAAGUUAGUCAGUAUACCAGUGUCGAACAGUAUAGAGGAUGAAAGCAGAUCUUUCGGGAACGCACCGCUAUUCCGUAUAGCAAAGUUUCUUCAAGAACACGAGCUUCACGUCAAACUGCCAAAUCUUAUCGAAAAAGAUAAAGUCAGUCAAUUUUUCGAGGAAUCGCUAAAAAUUGUGGAUGAAUCCUACAAAAACAAUAAUGUUACUGGUCGAGGCAAAGGUGACGGUGGUGCCGGCAGUUUGGCUCUCCUUGGUUUAAUGUUCGCGAAAACGAUGGGUGCCGCUGGUAUCGGCGGAUUAGGUCUACUGACGAUGAAGGCUUUAGCAGUGUCAGCUCUUGCACUGAUGCUGUCGGCCAUCGUGGGAGUUAAAAAACUGGCCUCCAGCGACGACCACGAAGACCACCAAGUCAUAUACGCCGGGCAUCAUGGUCAUCGAAGAAGACGCGACUUGACUGACACACCACUCCCAUACAGAGGCUGGACAAAGUACAAACAAUCGUAA